This is a messenger RNA of Effrenium voratum, 4908 nucleotides long. Lineage: Eukaryota; Dinophyceae; Suessiales; Symbiodiniaceae. The record is from the annotation of a GenBank genome assembly.
AUGAGCACUGCCACCGGCAUUUUGGAAGGUGUGAACGGCCUGGCUCUGAUCUUGGGCCCCAUUGUGGGAUCCACUCUGUUUAGCUUGGGCGGAGGCGCAUCACAGCUGGGCUAUGUCAUGCCUUUCGUUGUUCUGGGAGGCGCGGAGGCCGUGUUCGCCUUUCUUAAUGUGUUUCUGCUGCCGCAGAUGCCAACUCCGCCAGCCAGACAGCCAAGUUUGACAAAGUUCUCGGGCAAAGUUCUGCUGGCCUGCUUGAACUGCGUGGUAGCAGGCAUUAGUUUGGGCCUGCUGAACCCCACCUUGCAGCCUCACUUGGCAGCCGCGCCGCUGCAUUGCUCCGUUCAGAUGGUGGGCUUCGUCUUCGCUGCCUGCUGCGGGUCCUACGCGGUUUUGUCGGUGUUGGCGGGGGCGGUGGACGACUGCACCAAGGGCCGGAUGGCGAUUUAUCUCAUGGCCUUCGGGGCUUUCCUGUCCGGCAUCGCAUUCCUGAUGCUCGGGCCGGCUCCGAUAGAGGUGAACGGACAUGAGCUUGAGCUCAGCUCCGCCUUACUCUGGGCCUCCACUGCUUUUCUUGGCUCCGGGGUGGCAUUUGGACUGAUUCCUGUCUUCAAGCAGGUGCUGAGCCAUGCCAAGCAUGAGAGCGCCGAGGAGCGGGAACUGGCGGCCUCCUCUGUGUUCACCCUGGCUAUGGCCACAGGCUCGUUCUUGGGCCCCACGCUGGGCGGACUCCUCAGCGAUUUGGUGGGAGUGCGUAAAGCCUAUGCAUACUCCGGCCUUUUGGAGAUCAUACUCUCGGUGGUUCUUCUGAUCAUGGCAAUGACCCCGGCCUUCCGCAUUCAGUCAGCGGCAGGGCCGGCGCUUCUGGCAGGGGAGCUGCGGCUGUCCCUGCUGGGCCUGCCGCUGCAGCGCUUUGCGCGCACGCAGCUGCAGCAGCUGGUGCUGCUGGCGGCGCUGGUCCUUGUGAGCAGCGUGCUGGCUGCAGCUCUUCAAGAGCGCGUGCUCUAUGUGCCUGGCUUCCGCUACACAGGUUGGCUCGCGUUGCUUACGUCCCUGACCUACAUGGCUCUGGCGCUUCUGGAGCGGCUAGUGGAAGGAGACUUGCAACGUCGCGGCUCCGGCCUGGAGUACGUGAAGCUCUCGGUGCUCACCAUGGGUGGCAUGUACCUCACCAAUUUCAGCUUGCACUACCUGAGCUACUCCUUGCGGGUGGUCUUCAAGUCCAGCAAGCUGAUCCCGGUGAUGCUGCUCAGCGUGGUGUACUUGAAGAAGCGCUAUACUGUCGCUCAGUAUGCGGCAGUGAGUUUGCUCACCGCAGGCGUGGUCGUCUUCACCCUGGGCGACGCCAAAGGCCGUGCCUAUUUCAACCCAGUCGGCAUCGCUUUCAUCAUAACUGGCUCUUUGGCAGAUGCCAUGGCGGCCAGCUACGAAGAGAAGUGCUUCUUUUCUCGGAUGGGCUGCUCCGCGACAGAGGUGGUGCUUUACAGCAGCGCAAUAGGCAGCGUGUGGGCUCUGCUUGCGGAGGUGGCCACUGGAGAGCUCCUGCCGGCAGCGCAGCACUCCGUAGAUCACCUCGAGGCGGUACCGCUGAUGAUCCUAGCAUCAUUCUUCGGCUACAUCGCGCAAAAUGGGGUUCUGCUCAUCAUUAAGCACUUUGGUGCUACCGCCGCCGAGAUUGUGAAGAGCUGCCGAAGAAAAGUCGCCACCAUUUGCAUCUCUUUCCUGGUCUACAGCAAGCCCUGGAAUGGCUACCACGUGGCCGGCACACUUCUCUUUGUGAACUCCGUGGCAGUGGAGCGGUUCAACUCGGGUGUCUCCUCAAAGCGCUUCGCCACGUUCCUCUUCAGCUUCGCCAGCGUCGUGGCCUUGCUGUUGCUCUUCGGGGAGGGGCCAUCGGCCUUCAGCGUCGUGAUCGAUGCCGGCAGCGCUGGCACUCGGAUCAACGUCUUCCGCUUUGAUGCCUGGACGCUGAAGCUGCAGGGCCUGGAGGGCAAAGCGCAGGCGAAGGGAGGCCUGGAGUAUGGUCGAGUGGUCCUCGCCAGAGAUCUUCGAGAUGGUUGGGCCCGUCUGCACGAAGACGAAGUCUGGGCCGCCGGCAUUGAGGAAAAGGCCUUUGUACUUGCUGAUGGCCGAAGUCUGGGACUUGCACGGCCUAUGCGAUACCUCGGCACCGAUGUGCAAGACUGGCCAUUCUUCGAAGCGCUUCAGUGCGCUGAGUUGAAUGGUGCCUCAUGGGCCAAGAUUCCUGGGGGAUUGAAGCCCAAGCCCUUGGUGGAUUUGGCGUGGCUCAGCAGUUGGCACUCGCCGGACGGCACCAUACUUGAGGCACCUCCAUUGCAUCAUGAUGAUCAUCGCCACAUCGAGAGGCCCCUGCCGCGCUUGUGUGUUGCUUCUAUGGUCAGAGGUUCGCCUCCCGCCAUGAUUGAGAGCUUGAUUCUUCAGCACCAUGCCAACGGCUUCGAGAAGGUGGUGUUGUACUUCGACCGCCCUGACGAAGAAUCACUGGCAGUUGCCGCUGUGGAGAGGUUUGCAAAGCCAUUGCCUACUGGCCCCAAUGGCUUGCUAUGCAAAGCGGUGGCCGUGCGUUGCACGGAGCAAUGGUGGGAAGAAGUGCGGAAGAAGUCGCGCUACUACCUUCGAGAAGAUGAAGCGCUGGAGCUCUACCGAGAGACCGCGCACCUCGAUGCGCACAUCAAGGAUGUGCAAGCACGGCAGAUGCUUUGCAUUGAGCACGCCCUCUUCGAAGCGCAGCGUGAAGGUUUCGAGUGGGUGUUGCACGUCGACUCGGAUGAGAUCUUAUUCUUUCCAGACCAGGAGAGACACAAAGAUGCGCGCCGCUUCUUCCUCGAAGUGCCUCUGCACUUUUCGGCGCUGCGCUUUGCCAACUUGGAAGCAGUGCCGGAGAGCCUGGAAGUGGCAGAUCCAUUCGAGGAGGUCAGCCUUUUCAAGAUGAAUCCCAUGCUCCUAGAGGAGUUAGGGGUGGAGCCGCGCUUUUUGUCCUCCGGGGAGGUUGCCGAAGAGGACGAAGACUGUGAGCCAGACCUUUUCAGCCGCCGUCACGCAGACUCCGUGCCGGGCAGUCGGGCCCACGGCUACGUGAGACUGCCACGCAGGGAGCGACACGCGCUGCGAAGGCUGCUGGCGAUCAUGCACGAGAUUGCGGCGAAGCGCAAUCCUGUCCUCGAGAGCCUCCAGGUGCGCCUUCCCCCGAUCGAGUCGAGCCUCUCACCUUCCGAUGACUCCAGCGAUGAUGAGAGCUGCCAUGGGCCGAGGCCGUACUGUCCUGCCUAUUUCAACUCCUAUUCCAACGGCAAGUGCGCAGUGCGCACGGAGAUCGGCCCUCGAGGGGAACUGCCUCCGCUGCCGGCUGGGGUGCAUGGCUUCUUGCGGGAUGGCGGUAUGAGCUUGUACACCUUGGCUUGCAAGGGCCCUGGUGCGCCGGUGGUGUUACACUACGCAAACUGCGGGUUCAGCAGCUGGCGCCAGAAGUACCAGCUGCUGUGCCGGGGCCAUGGUACCGAGGACGGGGCCUUCUCGGUUCGCCGCCCGGGCAUCGCGGAGAUCCGGUCGCACCUCGCCACACGGCAGCUGGCGCUCGGCGGAAAGGAGGAGGACCUCGAGCGCUUCUACCGGAGCUUUGUGCUGGGCAAUGACUUCGAUGAGUUGGCCUUUCUGGCGCAGUUCGGGCUGCUGCUUCGCAUCUCUGCGCCCCAGGAGAGGCUACGAGAAGCCCGCAGGAUCUUCCAAGAAUUCGUGCCGGAUGUGCCACGGCCGGAGCCGGAGCGCCUUGUCUUCCUCGAGGAAGAGCCAGGCAUCGGCGAGCUGGAGAACAGCAGCGCCGUGUCUGCGCAGCUCCAGCGGCUGGUGGCUGCAGCGUCGAAUUCGGUGCCACUGGGCCAGCGCCCGGUGACGCCGCUGGCUCUCAGGGCUACGCGGGCGGUGGAGGACAUGAGCCUCGACGAGGUAGAUGCCCUGAUGCAGCAGAUGAAGCAGCAGAUUGCAAGUGCUGGCUUCAAGGAUGCAGGCGUUCAGCCCAUGUCUGGCAGCGAGGAGGCGGUUGCCGAGUGGCUCAGCAUCAAUGUGCUUAUGGGCUGCUUUACGCCUGGCAUCCAGGGAGUGCGACAUCCUGUAGCUGUGGUAGACCUUGGUGGUGCGACAGUGCAGAUGGCCUACCACAUCCACGACCGCGAUGUAACCGUGGCAAGAAGGAACAGCUUGGACUCGUACAUCAGCCGCAUCUCGCUUCCUUUUGGUAGCGGCCCUGCACACAUCUACAGGCAUAGCUAUGCAGGUUACGGCCUCAUUUCAGCCAAAGUCAGAAGCUUCAAAGAGAUUGAGAAGGCAGGCUUCUCGCUGAAAAGGCACCCCUGUUUGCCCGGCAAAGCGCAGCUGCGCGCUUUCCGGAAGAUCCUCGAAGCGGAAGGAGCUUUAAACAAGUUCUCCUGCGCCACUUUGAUUGAUUAUAUUCUGCGCAAGGAGCUUCCCUGCAAGGCAGACGGAGCCGCAGGACAGCCUAAGACGGGCAACUGCAGCUUCGCCGGCGCUUGGGCUGGUCCGAACCAAGGAACGCAGCGAAUUGUCCUUGCCUCCUACUUCUACGACCGAAUGUGGGACGUGGGCGUCAUCACUGCCUUCUCGCAGCAGCUGAAGGUCGCAAACUUUGCAGAACAAGCAGACCGCGCUUGCUCCACAAGUUCAUUCAACGCGUCCAUGGCAGAGUUUCCCAACUUGGCUCAGGAUCGCCUUCUGUGGCUAUGCUUCGACUUAACCUUUCAGGCGAGGCUGCUGUUGCAUGGCUUUGGCUUCUCAGAGGAGCAGGAGCUUUUAGUGGUCAAGAAGAUCCGGUACAAAGAGCUGGACUUUGAAGCAUCCUGGGCCUUGGGCGUCGCCAUCAACCAGCUGAACACGUAG